This is a messenger RNA of Chlamydomonas reinhardtii, 5915 nucleotides long. RefSeq lists its product as uncharacterized. The transcript is spliced from 5 exons. The record is from RefSeq and is a predicted model, not a curated record. The coding region runs from base 80 to 3442 and encodes 1120 amino acids. NCBI's taxonomy places the organism in Eukaryota, Viridiplantae, Chlorophyta, Chlorophyceae, Chlamydomonadales, Chlamydomonadaceae.
GUGAGCCUGAGUGAGCCACUGCUUUGCCAGGGGCACAACCUAGUAUCCCUCCGCGUCAAAGGAGGCGUCAAAUUAGGCCAUGAGUAUAACAAGACUACGCGAUGAGGACAGGGAGUUCAUGCUCACACAAAUUCUCGGGCAGCGAGAAGCGCCACCGACCGCGACCGAAGUACUGCGGAAGGCUCGAAUCGAGCAUGGGUCGUCCAUGCACUUCCAGUCGCGCCGCGACCGGAUCUUCCAGGCGCAACCGAGCUCCGCGCGUGUGCAGUUUGGUACGGAGGAGGACCAGACAGUGGCCAUCAACGGCGACGGCGUGGCGCCUGACGAGCCCACCCAGCUGGCGUUAGAUGUUCCCAAACACUUUUCCAUCAAACACGCCAGCCACAAAUUUGGAUCCGUGCUGGCUGGCAACGCAAUCUUCACGUCCACUAUCGACGGCGAUACCGAUGACCGCUUGAGCACCGAUGACACGCCGACGGCACCCAGCAACCGUUGGCAUGUGGCGCCGUUCCCGAUCCGGAUCGCAUUGGAGAAGGACCCGCAUGAGCCCGCUGGAUCCGGAUCCGAAUCCGUAACCGCGGCUUCGCUCGGUGGCGGCGCGCGAUCCAGGAGCCACGCUCGCUCGAUGUCGCAGCUUUCGGUGGAACGGCUGGCGGAACCCAACAGACAGCACGGCGUCUCCGGAGGCGGCGGCGGCGACGAUGGCGGCGCGGGUUUGGAAAGAGAGGAGGGAGAGGAGCAGGAGCUUCAGGGCCCGCACUCCGAGCUGGUGGACAGGGCGGACGAGGCUCUGAACACAGCGCGCUCCAAGCGCUACCGCCGCGGCUCAUUGGACGCCGCAGAUUCCAGCUUCAAGCGAUCCGAGCCCGUCCGAUCCGACCCCGUCUACGCCAUGACAGCUACUACGAAGUUUAUGGCCAACCUGCCUGCCGGCGCCUCGGAGAGUGGUGGCGCCGUCGUGGGCAGGAAGCACGUAGAUGCCAACAGCCGGGAUGCAUGGGCCGCUGCCGCCGCGGCGGCGGGCGUACAGGUCAGUGGUGCCAGCUUCUCCGGCGCCAGCGCCAGUGGCGGCAUCAAUGGCGUGCGGGCGCCGCCUGUACGGCGGGCGUCGCAGGUUUCGUACGGCGACUACUCAGGUGCUGCGGCUGCGGCUGCGGCUGCGGCUGCGACUGCGGCUGCGGCUGCGGCGACAGCUUUUAGCGCAGGAGGCAUCCGACACGGCGCGUCUGAGACGCUGGCAACGACGGCGUCGAUCAACAGCAGCGCGGGCGCGCGGUUCAUGAUGCCGGCGCCGCCGCCGCCGCGCGCCGCCAGCCACAACCUGGGCGCCGUCAGCAGCACCUCGCGCCGCAGCAGCGUCGUGGGCGAGCCAGCCAGCGGCGAGCUAUCGGGCGGGGGGACGGCGACGUUCAGCAGCUGCGGCGAAAGCGGGGCUCUGUCGUCCGCCUCGCCCCCGCGGAUGCUGUCCCGCGGCCCCAGCGCGCUGUCCAUGGGCAUUCCCGACCCCUGCGCGAGCGGAAGUGCCAGCGGCCACUUGCACGGACACAGCUGGAAGCAGCAGCAACAGCAACAGCAGCGCAGCGAGGCAACCUACGGCGGUGCUGGGCUCAUCGGCGGCAUCAGCACCGAGAAGGAGGCUGCCAACACGUUGGGGCUGCUGGCGAAGGUGGCACACACAGAGCUGCGCCCCGCCGCGCCCCAGCUCUGGACCGUGGAGCCCUACCAGGCCUCCGGCAUUGCGGCCCUGUCCGCAGCCGCCGCCAGCACCACCGGCGGCGCGCUGGCGCCGCAGCCGCCGCUGGCAGGCCGCACCGGCCCCAGCCGCACCGCGUCGUCUGCCGCCAUCGGCACCAACCGCCGGCUGAGCAGUUCGGCACUGGGCUUGCUGGGCAGCAGGGCCCAUCGCGCGACGCUGGAUGGCGAGGGGUGGGCGGAACCGGCUUCGCCCACGGGCUCCGCGACCUCUGCAGCUGCCGGCGACGUGACCAGUGGUGCCUACAGCCGCGUUGCGGCGCGGCGCAACUCCAUCACCGACGGUCACGGUGGGCUGGGUGGGCGGAGCGGCGGCGGCGGCGAUGACGAGGGUGCCGAGCUUCUGCCAGCGCAGGCAGCCGCCCCACACGGCGGCCCGCUACGCGGCGGUGCCGACGCUCCGCGUGUGCCGCGCGGCGCGCCGACGCGCAACGCCAGCUGCAUUGGCGACACCGACACCUCCAUGGCGAUGCCGCCGGGCAGCGGCGCCACAGCUGACGCACCUCGGCCGGCGGCGCGCCGUCGCGGCUCCAUCGACGAACCCUUACUAAUGCAGCAGCUAGGCGGCGGGGUCGGCGUCAGCAUCAUGGGAGGCCGACGCCGCUCAAUGGAGGAGGUGCCGCAGACCAGCAUGUCGCGUUUCGUUCCGUCGGUAUUCACCGCGGAGGCGGCGCUUGCCGCCGCCGCCGCCGCCGCAGCCGCGGCUAGCCCCAACUCGCAUGGUCAAUUGUCCAGCGGGCUUCUGCCAGCCAUCGCUCCCCGCGGCGGCGCGAUGUCUUCUGGCUCUCAGCAGCGGCUGCCGUCAAUCGUUUCAGCGCCUGCGUCCGCCGACGGCGUCUGCAUCGGCAGCCACGGCAGUGUCGAGGGCAGCGGCAGCAUCAGCAGCCAGGCGCGGCUGCAAGCACACCGCAGCAGUCGCCACCAGCUGCACCACUUCUCGGGGCAGUGCAAGCUGGCCACGCCAGAGCCCACCGCCCUCCUGCCAGGCCACUACAACCCCUACGCCGGAAAAAGCGUUGUGGCAGGUGGCGGCGCCAAUGACGCGAUGGAGGGGGCAGCGGCGCGUGCUCGCAGCGAGUGCUUUGCACAUCUCCCCACGCCGGCCGCUGUGCUUCUUGACGCCACGUCCGCCGUCGCAAUGCGUGCUGGCGGCGGCGCCGCCGCCGUCGAUGGGGGCGCACUGGCAGCGCCGCGGCCAGUGACACCGGCGACGGGCGGGCGCCGGCUGUCGGCUAGCUUCAUCAAUGCUUAUGCCGGACUGGGCGGUACGGGUGGUGACGUCAGCGCCGGCUCGCACAGCACAAGGCAGCGCUUUAACCCACUCGCUGACGUGUCGCCGGCCGACAUAGGCGCCAUCAGCAGCAGCAACGGCGGCGGAGCUGCUCGUGCCGCCACCUGUGGCAGCGGCGGCCGCCGCUUUUCGGGCGAAUUCCAGCGGCCCCACGCGCCGCCGCCCACCUACUCCCAUGGCUCAUUGGCGACACACCAAAGCGGCAUGCACGGCACACACAACGCCGGUGACGCCGCCGCCGCCGCCAGCGCGGCAGCGGCGGGUGGUGCAGGCAGCGGCGGCGACGGUGGCGAAGCCGGGGCGGCGGGGGCCGAGGGCAUGAUGCAGAAGCUCCGUGGCGCGUUCAGCGGCUUGCUACAUAAGGGAAACUCCAAGGGCUACGGCCAGUCGCGGCCGUAGCAGUGAGGCUCGGGCUUGCUCAGUGCACAGCGGUGUAAGGUGCACGGCAGGCUGCGGGUUGCUGCAACCCAUAUUGACACCGAGGCCACGAUGCCGAGCCAGCUAGGCGGCGGAUCGGCACUUCAGCGGGUGCAUGGGCAUUUGCAUGGUUGCGUGUGUGUGGCCCUUCGCCCAGGAUGGCAAGUUGGUUAACGCCCAACAUACAUUUGUGUUGCGUGGGUGCUGUGGUCAUUGGGCUUCCGCCCCAGUCUCUUCUUGUCACGGCAAUAAAGACUAACUCGCCAGUGCAAAGGUCGCCGCUUUCGGCGUCACUUUAGAGCACCUCAGGCAGGUGACAGAUGCAGACUGCGGGCUGGACUUGACUGGAUUAUAGCUUACAGCAAUAAAGCGCACGGUCAAGGAUCGCAAAUUGCUGCAUGCCUCACGAGAUUAAGCCGUUGAGGCUAUGCAGCUUUCAUUGCACGGGCACAACAAAUAAGGUGGCGCAGAUAGCGAGACUAAAUAAAAGCUUGCUGUUCCUGACCGGUGAGGCACAGGCUGUCAAGGGGGCUGUGACUUUUGAUGUGCUUGGUUUACCGGGCAGGUCAACGGCGUGGGGCAUGAUGCGAGGAGAUCGAGCAGGGCCUGCGCUUCGAAUCAUGAUGCACGCAUUCGCGUUGCGUGCAUGCUGCAGUGCGUCGCUGCCUGUAGCAUCACAGCGGGCUUGUGGGGCAUGCACUACCGAACUGCGCCUUGCUGUUUUCAUUCGUUUUUCUUCGAAGAGCUCCUCGAGCACAGGGUCAUUUGGUACAUUUCAAUAAGAUUUCAUCAGUAUAUUCAGGCAAACCUUCAACUAAACACAAACGGCGGUGGCGGCGGCAGCAGCGGGGGCGCGUGCGCGCAUGUUGGUAGCGGUGGGGGCGGGAAAGGCCACGUGGAGGAGGAGAGCGCAGCGCCGCCCAAGAAGCGGCGCAAGCGCGCAGGCUGAGGAGCCGGCUGGUGUCUAGGUAGCGGUCCGCGGUAGAGCUGGCAGGGCAUGCGUAGCGGCAUGACAAGUUGUGCAGCUGUUGACAACUGUGCUGUGUCUGGCUGCGGUUGGCUCUGCUGUGGCUUCACGAUUCCUAGGCACCUGGUUUGGCUAUGUGCCUAUGGAAACCGACCCCGGCUAUGUCCGGGCGAUGAGGUUGUUCGGCCUCAGACUGUGGAGGGGCUCAGCCCCUUUUCCCGUGACCGGAGAACACUUGUUGUGUGCGCUAUCGUGCGCGGCGUGUGUUCGUCCACCCAAGUGGAGCCCAAAGGGACACUGGCUCCUAGUUCGCAGUCUCAUGCUGGCUCUCUCGAUUUCGGUUGGGAGCUGAGACUAUGGCUAGUGGCUGAGGUGCUAAGUUGAAACGGAGUGAAUCCUGGACAAUUUAAUGCGUGAUUGGUUGCGAGCGCUGGACGACCGCGUCCAGCACCGAGGGGUCCAAGCGACUCGAGUAAGGUGGGCGUACGGGUUCGAACCGGGGCGUGCAAUUUGUUGCAGGCGUUUGAAGACGGCGGUGAUCGAUGACUGGCUAGCAACAUGAGCUUGAUGAUUGAGAAGUUGUUGGCGUAGGGCAUUGAUUGCGAGUGGUUUCCCGCUGCUACAAAGCAUGGUAUCAUACGGUAUCCCCAAAGACGAACAAGCACCAGCACCUGUUGCAACUGUAACUGUGUAACAAUACAACACAAUACAAAAUUGGUGCAUACGUUGGCAUUUCGCAGCAAGUGGGCUCCAUCUCUUCCAAAUGUGUAACGGCUAUCCCUCUGCCCGGGUUUCUGCGCCAGGGGGGGGUAGAAAGCUCAGUUUCUUACCCCAUGCUCAAUAUUACAGAGCUUAAGGAGAGCAUUAUGCACGUGCUUUUACUUUUGUUAGGGGGUGUCUGGUGAGGAAGUUCUGGGCCGCCAAAGUUGGGGGGUCGGUCGUCGUCCCUGGGGGUCCACCGGGUUUCGGGAGCCCAUCCUGGCGGAUUUCGGGAAGCGCCCCACAAGCAGAACUGGGGGCCAAACGCAGCACUGCGAGGUUCAUAUGUGCAUGUUAUGCCGUAAUAAACACAAACAAAGCGUGGGAAGGUGAGUUGCGCGUCCGGGGGUGGACAUGUCGGCACAUGUCCCCACAUUCGACACAUGUGCACGGCUGGGCUCUCUAGCGCUGGUGCACAUGAAUUUACGUUUAACAAGGCUGCCGAUGCACACUGUGCAACUGUCACACGGCAGAGAGUUGAGCGCGGUGUGGGCUGGGUCAAGAGGAUUUCAAUGGAUAGGAUCCCGCGUGUGACCGAAGUCUUAGAACAGGACCGCUGAUGGCACAGCGUGAUAGUGCUCGUCAAGAGGAGUCGAUUGGCACCACUUUGGUAUUAAAUGGAGGGGUUUUUAACCCCUAAACAACAAGGUUUUGUCCGUGGGGGGGUCGGUCGUCCCCUCAAGGGGGGUCCCGGGGGAUUUCGGGGCAUGGGGUCUGGCACUUUGUUGG